Molecule: messenger RNA, 984 nt
Organism: Penicillium pulvis
Lineage: Eukaryota; Fungi; Ascomycota; Eurotiomycetes; Eurotiales; Aspergillaceae
Product: ATP11 family protein
Exons: 2
Coding region: 1-984 (327 amino acids)
Biological process (GO): mitochondrial proton-transporting ATP synthase complex assembly
Cellular component (GO): mitochondrion
Source: RefSeq, a predicted model, not a curated record
AUGGCUUCUGUUCGAUUCCAGGGAUUGCGCUCCGUCAUUCGGGGUCAAUGUAGCCCUCUGCGGUUUCAGCAGCGUCGCUGGGCUCAAGUCCACGAUGUUCGCUACCUCGCUUCGCACCACGAUCCCAAUCACAUCUUGGAUAGGUAUCGCUCCAAGCUAGACCAAAAGGCCAAACAAGAAGGACAUGACUCCAUCGAGUCCCUGAAGGAGGCCUACAACGAGAAGAUUCAGGAUUUGCGCGUGAAAGCAUCCACCGUGACCACCCCAGAGCCGGAGACGCCCGCUUCCAACGCCGCAGAACCCACAGCCGCCAAAGCCCCUAUUUCUCAUGCUGCGCGUGAGGUGUCCGGUAAGGCGAGCCCAAUCAAGCCGCUCAGCUCAUACCUGGAUGUCGAGAAGAUCCGCGAGCUCCCUCCUAAGGAAGUUGAGGCCCUUUGGCGCCUUCGCUUCGCCAGCAGCCCCACCUCCAUCUGCGCCGCCAUUCCCCUCGAAAUCUACCAGCGUAUCAUGAGCGCAGCGCGCCAGAACCCACAAUUCGUCCUCCCUCUCCCCCGCCCGUCAGCCGAGGGAGAGCAAGAAACCCAGGCCGACAUUCACUUCCUGCAGUGGGCAUUCCAUCCGCCUGCAGGUGAACCCGCUGCGCCCUCCGGUGAGACUGCUAAUACCCAUGUUUCCACUGUGAUCUUCACCCACCUUGGUGCCUUCAAGAUGCACGGUGCGUUUGCUCAGCCGCAUACCACUAUCACACACUACUUGGAUUUGGCGGAUGAUAAGGGCCUUGUCCUGAUGCACGGCCAGGUCGUGCCUGAACGUGGUGUUUCCACUAUGGAGGCUACUUGGCUUGCUAGCUGUGUGCAGCGCUUCUAUGAUUUCGAGGGCCAGGCGAGUGGCCGGAAGAGUGAGCUUGUUCGCAUGUUCACCCAGGGAGAUACCGAGAACUUUAAGGUUGAGGAGUUGAUGGCCGAGGCCGAGAGGAUCCAGUAG